This is a messenger RNA of Anolis carolinensis (green anole), 5159 nucleotides long. It is a transcript of the gene gje1, whose product is annotated as gap junction protein epsilon 1. The coding region runs from base 940 to 1674 and encodes 244 amino acids. The record is from RefSeq and is a predicted model, not a curated record. The transcript is spliced from 3 exons. Gene Ontology annotation, molecular function: gap junction channel activity. Gene Ontology annotation, biological process: cell-cell signaling. Lineage: Eukaryota; Metazoa; Chordata; Lepidosauria; Squamata; Anolidae. Gene Ontology annotation, cellular component: connexin complex.
UGGGAGAAAGAACUCUUGUCUGCCUGAGCAAGUGGCCAGCUUGAUCAGCAUUGAAUAGCUUGGCAUCUUCAAAGUCUGGCUGCUUCAGGACCAGUUAACACCUCCCAACAAAGGAUUCCCCCAGGCAGUCAAACAGCCAGGCUUUGAAGUUGCAAGGCUAUUCAAUGCUAAUCAAGGUGGCCAAUUGCAACAUUCACACUUGCCUCAAACAGACAAGAGUUCUUUCUCCCACACUGAACAUUCCAGAGAUAUAUAAACAUAGUUCCCAACACCUCACAACCUGAUGGUGAAACGUCAGGCGAGAAUGCUUCUGGAACAUGGCCAUACAGGACAGAAAACUCACCCAGUGAUCCGGCCAUGAAAGCCUUCGACAAUACAUAAAACAACAAUCGCGAUUCAACGGAGAGCGAGGAUUUGCUGUUCCUCCUUACCGCGAAAAAUGCCAGGGGUUUCCUAUCCGAUGGCCAAAUGGGAAGAGGAUCUCUGGGCGUGAGGCUCUGUAAGGCUGCAUCUACAGUGUAGAAUUAAUGCAACUUGCCAUCGCUUUAACUGCCGUGGUUCCAUGCUAUGGAGUCCUGGGAGUUGUAGUUUGGGGAGGCCUCAGCGCUCUUUGGCUGGGACGGCGAUGUUAAAACAACGACUCCCAGGAUGCCAUAGCAGCUAAAGCGGUGUCAAAACUGCAUUAAUUCUACAAUGUAGAUGCACCCCGUCCCCAAGUCUAAGUGCAACUUCACUAAAGUUCCGAGAGGUGGGACCUGUGCGUGUGGUUGUGUUCGACGUGGUGACGUUUGAGUAUUGAGUUGCCCAGAGAGAAAAGAAGUGGGGAGCAAGAGGGAGGGGAAAGUGUGGGGCUGUGGGAGCGUCACUGCGAGUGGAGCGCUGUCGCUGACUGUCCUGGGACGCUUCCCUUUCUCUGCCUCUCUCUCUCUCUCUCCGCGAAUGUCAUCUGGGCGGGGGAAAAGGGCGAGGGAAGCCCUUCGCUUCGACCGGAGAGCCUUUCCCUUCGAGGAUGGUCGCAGAGCGUCUCCCUGGAGCGAGAGGCAGGCGGCCGGCCGGAUGGGGAGCCCCAACAACGCCACGCCAGGACUGCGGCUGCUUAGGCCUCCAACCGUGAUUGGACAAUUCCACACACUUUUCUUUGGCUCAGUGAGAAUGUUCUUCCUUGGUGUUUUGGGUUUUGCUGUUUAUGGAAAUGAAGCCUUACACUUCAGCUGUGAGCCAGACAAGAGGGAAGUUAAUCUAUUCUGUUACAACCAGUUCAGGCCUAUAACCCCACAGGUAUUCUGGGCUUUACAACUAGUGACCGUACUGGUACCUGGAGCCAUUUUCCAUCUUUAUGCUGCAUGUAAAAGCAUCGCUCAGGAAGAUAUCCUUCAAAGACCUGCCUACACCGUUUUUUAUAUUCUCUCUGUUCUGUUAAGGAUCAUCCUUGAAGUUGUGGCUUUUUGGCUCCAGAGUCAGCUCUUUGGUUUUCAAGUGAACCCACUCUACAGAUGUGAUGCAGGAGCCCUUGAUAAAAAGUUUAAUAUUACCAGAUGCAUGGUACCAGAACAUUUUGAAAAGACAAUCUUUCUUAUUGCUAUGUACACUUUUACUGUGAUCACAAUUAUGUUAUGUAUUGCAGAAGUUUUUGAAAUCUUGUAUAGAAGGCUAGGUUUCUUGAAUACGCAAUAACUUUGUUAAUUUCUUUAUUAACAAUACAUUUUAUUUGUUAAUUAAUAUGUUAUCAACAUAUAUUUUUGUGUACAAUGCAGUUGUUUGUUUUAAACAGAAAUUACUUUUUUUCAAAUCCCAAAAUUUGGUGACAGGGCAAAUAGGCACCUUAAAAUAUCUUUAAAUAUUUCUAUAGGGCAUUCUCCUUGAUUGAAUUUUUAGCGCAACAAAUUCACAUAUACACACUUUCUAUAUCUAUAUUAAUGUGCAUACACACACGCACGCACACACUGGAGUUCAGACCUUGGUCUCCUACAGUGAAAUAAAUGCAGCUUUUACAAACACUUAAGUGAAAGCAAAUGUCACUGAACCUCAGGUGAGACUUCCAAGUAGACAUGUAGCUUUCUUGUGAGUCUAAAUACUUGAUAAUACACUCUAACAUCAGGAGAAUAAUGAUAACUUUAUUGACUGGGGUAGAGACAAACAGGAGGCUAGUCACUUACAUCAUUUAAGCAAACAAAUGUUACUGAAAGUAUCAUAAAUGCAUUUUAACUUUAACAUAUUGUGUUUUCCAACAUGGGGUUUUAUUGGACAAAAUUAGGAAAUUUAAUUUAUUUUAAACCUCAUACAGAAAAAGAACAAUUCCAGGCACUAAACAGACUCCAACAAUCAGUCCUGAAUUACCAGAUUCAGUACAAACAAUAAAUACUUUUAUGCCACCUUAAAGACUGACCCAUUUAUAAAUACAAUAUAAACUUCCAUGGAUGAUUGCCCAUUUCAGCAGAUGCAUAUUAUAAUUCACAAAGGUUUGCCAUAAUAUAUGUGUUAGUUUUUAAGAUGUCAAUGUUUCUUGUUGGUUUUGUUGCAUGGACUAACAGCUAUUUCUUCAGAGAACACACUCACUGGUUCCAUUUUAUAACAUUGCUUUUAGCAUUAUGAAGUAGUUUCUGUUCAGAAUAGAAUUAGCUAUGUUCUUUGCUGCGUGUAAAUUACUUUUAACACAGAAUUUUGAAACUGUUCUUUCUUUUGUUCUAUAUUCCAUUCUGUUUUACCUUGUUCUAUAUGAUCUGCUUAUUUGAAAUAUCAGACACUGAUAAAUUAUUUCCUCUGUUCUUGUUUUAUAUUUUUUACUUGUACAGGAACUUGCCAAAAAUAUUUCAUGCAUAGAAAAUUUACUGUUGUGGAAUGAAAGAGAUUUAAUUCACUAUUUCCUGUAGUUUUAGAUAAGAUAAUGAGAGGGCACCAAUUUAUUUUGUAAUCAGUAAGAAAUUAUAUGUCUUAGUGGAAGAAGGAUGUAAUUGUGUUGUGCCAAUUGUACUAGUCUGACAGAUAAUGGAUAAGAAAAACAAUGAGGUCAAGCCACUCUGCCAUUUUUCUGAAAGACAGACAUGGGAAAAUUGCUGGACAUGUUUCUAUAUUUAUAAGGUUAUAAAUGAUUAAUCCAUUUUCAGUAACAGAGGGGCUUCCUUGACAGCACUGAAAACCACAUAUAUGCUGACAGUCUUCACAUUUACUUUCCUAUAGUUCCGUAAAUAAUCAAGUAAUAUUUUAAGUCUAUUGCAAAAUAAAUUAUCUCUUUAACUGAUUUAUAGACUACUAUUUAAAAUUUAGUGCUAUUGGUAUAUCCUAAGUAUAUUUCAAUCCAUCCUUAAUAUUUCUAUAAGCCCAGUCCAUUAACCCAAAGGAAUUUCUGAAUAAACACUAAUGGAAAGGAUGCACAUAGGCAUUUUAUAUAUAUAUAUAUACACACACACACACACACAGAGUUUGUAUUUGUAUUCCAACACUAAAUCCCAGACUGCAAAAGUAAUCUUGAAUGAAAUACAGAAUAUAAAUUAAAAACUUGCGGACUGCAGAACAAACACACUAUACAGAAUAGGCUUUUAUCUAUUUUAAAAACAACAAAAAGGCAUUAGAUCAUGGGGGGAAGUAUGAAAAGUGCCACAAUCAUACAUAUAGGGGCCUCCGAUGGCCUAGGGGAUAAAAGCCUUGUGACUUGAAGGUUGGGUUGCUGACCUGAAGGCUGCCAGGUUCGAAUUCCACCCGGGGAGAGCGCGGAUGAGCUCCCUCUAUCAGCUCCAGCUCCAUGCAGGGACAUGAGAGAAGCCUCCCACAAGGAUGGUAAAAACAUCAAAACAUCUGGGCGCCCCCUGGGCAACGUCCUUGCAGACAGCCAAUUCUCUCACUCCAGAAGCAACUCCGGUUGCUCCUGACACAGAAAAAAAAUCAUACAUAUGCAUGUCUGAUGUUGAUAUUUCAGGUCAGCCAGACUUCAUAACAUGCAUAAUAUUCAAUGAAUUCACAGCUCAGUAUAAAUCUCAUACAUUUAAUAUGGAGCCAAGCCAAUGUUCAAUAUUUCUUACAGAUUUUUCCUGUAACGUAAUACACGGCAGUCUUGUUUCUUUUCCAUUUAUGAGACCCUUUUAUCCCAAUUAUAAAUUCAAGACUUCCCUAUAUAUAGCUUUGGCUGUAAUUUAGAUCAUUAAUGCACUCUAGCCAUGCUCCCAAGUCCAAACAACAGAAGAUACAAACAGCAUGGGCUCUACGCUUCUUCAUAAUCUUCCCAGCAGCAGUCCUACUUUUCAGACUUUGCAUUACUACUAUAAAUAUAUAAUAUAUAAAUUGAAAAUAAAAACAAUCAUUGAUUUGCCAAAAGAAGACACAAAGAACUACUGGAAGUGAAAGCAAUGGGAAAAACUGUACUAUCCAGUUCCUUUGCACAUUAUUCUCAGAAUGGUGUCUAUGUGUUUUGUAUAUUCUGUAUGAGCACUUUGAAUGUAUUAAAAAGAAAAAGACACAUUUUAAAGCUAACUAAUUGUUUAAUGCUUAAAAAACCCAGCUCAACUGUGACAAGUAGUUAGCAUUCGAUUUGAAACAUUAGUAACAUAUCCAUCACCCAAAGAGUUCAAAGUGACACUUUUAACAAACCCUCAAUAACCUUGGAGGUUAGAUUAAGAAAGAGUGACUUGACAACAGAAACUGGGUGGGACCUGCUGUUAAAUGGAGCUUACCCUACUGUCAGAACUUCCUAUAUUUCCUAUAGGGAUCACACAAUUACACUUAUGGUUUCUGAGACUAUUUAUCUUAUAAAUUUAUGUUUUAUGUUUCUGAAUGGAUAUCAGUUAUAUAGAUUAUGUAUAUAAAAAGGAUGCUGUGAAUUAGGCUUGCCAGAUUCUUUUUUCUCUCCCAAACCACCCCAUGAUUUUAAUAGCAGCUUGAUGACACCACGUGGCAUAAUGUUUACCCCCACACUAUGAAAAGCUGUUUUGGCUGAUGGCUAGAAAUCAAACUGUUAUUAAAGAGGCAAUAACUGGCCAGAUGCUGUUUUCCAUUCAAUUAUUAAUGCUAUUUUACAUUGUGCAAUGUUUUUUGUUCAGCUGCGAUAUGCUUAUUAUUGUUUUAUCAAAUAUCCAUCCAUGUUUCUUUAUAAACAAAUGAGUUGUUGUUUCCCCCCAGAUUUCAAAUGUAUGAUCUCAGGUAAAAUAAAAACUUUUUACUCAAAACAA